AUGUUCCCAAAUCAGAUAUUUCAAGCGGGCACAGUGAAGAGCAGCAAUACGAAAAUUAUUUUGUUCUGGAACUUGUUUUACAACCAAACGGACAUGCCAUUUGGUUUUGGUAAAUCCCCGUUCGUCAAAGCAGGUUGCAAAACCAGCAACUGUUUUGCAACCAACGACCGACAUUUAUUUAAUCAAAGCGACGGAAUCAUUAUUCAUGCUGGCAAUUAUGAAGAAAGCGAUUUGCCUAAACAUCGCUUUCCGCACCAAAGAUUCAUAUUCUUCAGUCAGGAUUCACUUUCUGAUGGUUUUCAGCAAUCGUGUUUUUCGACGCCCCAUUUCUGGAACUGGACAAUGAGCUAUCGACGAGACUCUGAUAUUUAUCUUAGUAUGCCCUUUGCUUGGUCUUUGAGGAGGCGAAAUAACGAUUUAUCUGCCAUCGUGAACGAUUUUUCUCAGAAAAAAUGUCUUCAAUCGGCGAAGAAAACUAAACUGAUUGCAUGGUUUAACUCAGAUUGUUCGACGCAGAGCAAGCGAGAAGAAUAUGUUAAAAAGUUAGGCGAGUACAUUCCUGUUGAUAUUUACGGAAAGUGCGGCACACUAGUCAAUUGUUCAUCACGAAACGAUCCUCGUUGCGACGAACGUGUACUACUGGAACAGUACAAGUUUUAUAUCGCUGCAGAGAAUUCCCUCUGUCCCGAUUACAUCACAGGAGAAUUUUACCGUGCUCUUAUCAACAACGUCAUUCCAAUAGUUUAUGGUGGUGCCGAUUACACACAGUACGCUCCUUCUAAUUCGUACAUCAACAUUGCUGACUUUAAAUCGCCUAAGGAUUUGUCCAAGUACCUUCUGUUGCUGAGCAGUAAUGAAGCACUUUACAACAAAUACUUUCAAUGGAAAAAAGAAUAUGAGCUGAAUUGGAAACCCCCUACUGCUGGUUGGUGUGACCUGUGCGAAAAACUUAACGAUCCGACACAGAAGAAUAAAAGCUACGAAAAUCUGUCUAAGUGGUGGCACGAUGAUGUUCCUUGUUUAAAAGGAUCGUCUUUUCUAAGUUUAAUCCAAUCUGAGUAA
Daphnia pulicaria is the source of this 1062-nucleotide messenger RNA. Its product is annotated as alpha-(1,3)-fucosyltransferase C-like. The transcript has a single exon. Lineage: Eukaryota; Metazoa; Arthropoda; Branchiopoda; Diplostraca; Daphniidae. The coding region runs from base 1 to 1062 and encodes 353 amino acids. Gene Ontology annotation, cellular component: membrane. Gene Ontology annotation, molecular function: alpha-(1->3)-fucosyltransferase activity. The record is from RefSeq and is a predicted model, not a curated record.